AUGCUAGCGGAGAUUAGCAGUUUGUUGGAUAAGAAGUAUGAUAUUAUUGCGAUCGAAUGCGAAGAUUUGAGCUCACCUGCUUUCUUACAAUUGUGCGUUGUUGAUUAUGCGGUGAAGAAGGACGUAAGGGUUAUCUACGUAUCAGCGACAAGAAGUAUGCUAGCCUUUAAAGCAAUGGCAAGCAAAGUUAUGAUACGGUUAUCAGAAAAACUGAAAUUUUUGUCUGUGAGUCGAUUUCUCCUCGAUGACUUUAUUAAGGAUAACGAUGACACAUUGUUUGCAUGUCUUUUAGAGGAUAUCAAUAAACAUGUCGAGAAGGACGAUAAUGAAGUAUUCAUCAUAUUUGACAACUUUACCGUGUUUUGCGAUUUUACUAACACUGCCUCACACAUUCCUGCAUUUAUACGACGUCUGCGACAAUUCAAUAAGAAUUUAGAAAUCAAAUUGGUGAUAACUUUUCAAUCGAAAGACGAAAUUUCGAAUAUUAUUCUCCAUGAAAGUGAUAUUAUUAUAAGGAUAAAACGUAUUGGAAAUGGAUUUGCCAGAGACGUCACGGGGCAGUUGCACGUAAUGGAACGUAGUGGUAAAACGCCGUAUUCAGAAAAUAUUUUCAAUUAUCAUUUGAGCGAUCGGUCCGCACGACUUUUUCUUCCCGGAAUGUCAAGACCGGAAUUAUAA
This is a messenger RNA of Cercopithifilaria johnstoni, 678 nucleotides long. The record is from the annotation of a GenBank genome assembly. NCBI's taxonomy places the organism in Eukaryota, Metazoa, Nematoda, Chromadorea, Rhabditida, Onchocercidae.